AUGAAGAACGGCGAGGGCGCAGUAUGCAUUGCGAAAUAAGUAUCGUAAACUAGUUGUACCAAUCUACUUUGCAGGACAGGUUUAUAUUCGAGAAAGAAAGUAGACGAUGAAACUUCAACUUGUCAUGCAGGUUCGGGUAGAUAAGAUCUGUCAUGCCCCCAGACUGUAAAAAUCUGUACGAGAGUAGCGAUAUUACUUUUGCAGUGGAUGCGGCAUUCUCGCAGACGACAUGGGGUUGGGAAAAACGGUGAUGAUACUCGCGUACUUGAACAUCCUGAUCUCCUCGGACAAGUUUCUCUACCGGCAGCGAAGCCAGAACGGCGCCCUCAGCGGUUUGCGGACGAAAAAGCUGGAAAGGGUGCUGAUCGCCGCGCCCCUGUCCCUGGUGUCCUCCUGGAAGAGGUCGGCGAAGGAGUGGCUAAAAGAUUCGUCCUUCCCGGUGGUGGUGGUGAAUGAGAUUCCGGGUGGCGGCGUGAAGAAACUUAUCACAUGAGAAAAGUCCUCAGCUGUAUUUUUCCUCAUAGGGCAAAAAAAAAAAAAAUUCAAGCAUAUUUGUAGAUCAGAACUCAAGGCGUGCAGCAUCGCCCAAGCGGAAAGCAAUUCGCGGCAAAUUCGGAAAAUAUGCACCCGCUGUUUAUUUGUGAGUGAUGGGAUUGCUUUGAAAAAGAGGACUCAUCGCGACGGUAUGGCGCUGAAAAGCAUGGCCAAGAAGUGCCUCAGUUGGCCAAAAUUGUGAUUGGUACCGUCGAGGCUGUAAGGCGGAGAAGGCAAAAAAGAUGCUUUUUUUGCAAAAAAAAGCUGCUUUUUUGAUCAAAAUCCUUGGGAUUUUGACGUCCGAAACCUUGCUAUGAGUACUCAUUUUUUUUUGCUAUGAGUACAAAUAACUUCCACGACGGAGUUCUGGAUCAGAACCCUCUCAAAAAGCAGCUCAUUUGGAUGCUAUAAGUCAUAGCUUUUCCUAGGGUCAGGAAGGAGAGUGAGUACAAAUACGGUAGCAGUGGGAGAAGCUUUUUUUGCAUUCAAUUCCCGAUGCUACGGUGGCCACACGGGGUCACUUUUUUGCUCAAGCGCGACGGUGUGCUGUUUUUAUUUUUGCACUGCCGCCGUGAUUGGCUUCAAUUGGUCUGCUUUUCGUAUCUCAAACACCAUCGCAAUGCAGCUUGAUAGACGGAGGCUGCACUCUAUCCCGGAGAACCUCCUGAAGGGUGGGCCUGGUUCUGAUACAUAGAAACCUGCGCAAUUUUUUUUUUUUUUUGGCCCCAUGAGGAAAAAUACAGCUGAGGACUUUUCUAAUUUGAUAAAACUCGAGCAGUACUUGCAAACCUUCUCCAACGGGAUUCUCAUUUGCCACUACGAGAUUCUCGCCCGGGAAUCGCCGCAGCGGAUUCUGAAGAAGUGGCAGCGAGAAAGCAAGUGCUGCUUCGACGUGUGCAUCUUUGACGAGGGACACAAGCUGAAGUCCCACAGCACCUUAUCCAAGAAAAGCACGUUGUUAGAGUAAAUUUGUGAUGCGCAGCAUGCAACAUGAUUGCGUCUGUCAUGCUUGGCAUGCAUCGUAGGGUCCAUUAAAGGGCGUUUUUACGUGCUAUCUGCGCAUGACAGGUUUUUGCUGUCAUGCCAGGCAAAUUUGUAAUGCUGUUCCUCCACAAAAGUUACACCUAGACCUACAGCGUUUUUUUCUUGGAUACACCUCGGUGCGCGUGUUCGCGGGCCAGGAGCUGAAAACGCUGCAGAAGGUGGUAAUGACGGGCACGCCGAUACAGAACCGCCCGGAGGACCUCCACUCGCUACUUACGCUGGUGUCCGCGACGCUGACUGCGAAAUUUGAGACUUUGAAGAAUUUCAAAGAACAGUAUACGGCCGUGUUGCGCUCCGGGAAUUUCAUCGACGCCGAUGUGGACCAGGUGCAGGAGAAGAACAAAAGGGCACGGGAGUUGCGGGAAGUGAUGCGCCCGUAUCUUCUCCGGCGGACGAAGGAGCAAGUUUUGGGGAAGGACGGGGUGGUGCAGUUGCCCAAGAAGAAGGAGGUCGCCGUGUUUUUACCGUUCCAGAGCGAGUCGGGGCAGGAGAAGGCCUACACGAAGGUCACGGAGCUCGAGCACGUGAAACAGGGCACAAAGAAGAACGCCGGGCGACAGGAGGUCAUCAGCUACGUUUUUGCGCACAUGAGCCAGCUGCGGAAAAUCUGCCAGCACCCCAUCCUGGACCUGGAAGACCACGAAAGGCACUGGACCGACAGAAGUGAGGACUGCGAAGGCGGCGAUGAUGAAGUAACAGUAAGUUCAAGUUGUACAACUGCAAAAAUUAUCAAGAUGAUGAUCGUGUUCACCGGUCUUGGCUAGCUAGUUCCACAUCUCCGUACUGAUGGAAAUGUGUAUACGAGAAACAGUAACAGUAACAGAGAGGUGGACCAGCACCAGGAAGUAAGUACUAGUACGAUGGUCGUUCUUUCUUUGCGACGUCGCCCUAUUUUCCUGAAAGCAAAGAAGUAUGCACUUCUUCUCAAAACUUUCAGGUCUACGCCUCGGAGAAAGUUCCGAACCAGUCCCCCGAGGGGCUAAUCAACAGCGGCGUCAAACUCCAGGCCUUGUUGAAGCUGCUUACCCGGUGGCGGAACCAGCGGCGCAAGUUCAUCGUGUUUUCCUCCUCGAAAGCCUUUCUGGAUCUCGUCGAGCGGGCGAUCAUCACGCCGAAUCACUUCAAAUGCCUCCGCGUCGACGGCGACGUGAAGGGCAAGGACCGGGAGGUCGCGCUGGAUACCUUUCAGGACCCCAGCGACCGCAGCGACGGGUUGCUGAUGACGGUGCAGGUGGGAGGCGUGGGGUUGACCUUGACGCAAGCCACAAGGAUGGUGCUGUGUGACCCGUGGUGGAACCCCGCGGUAUUUUUCGUAUGGGAGUUUGACUAAUUUGAUAUGAUGAGGUGUGCAUGUGUAAUAUGAGCUCGAGGGUUUUUCACGCCAACGCCUGAUGAAAAGAAAGUAGUCGCUGCUUGCAUUUUAUUCCCCGUAUGUGACGUAAUAUACCAGCACUUAGUGCUGCAAGUGGAAUUUUUAAAAUUGACAACCGUGUUCAUCUAGUACUUCUACACACAGGUCGACGAACAGGCGGUCGACCGCAUGCACCGCAUCGGGCAGCGACACCAGGUGAUCUGCUACCGCCUGAUCACUCGUGGCACGAUUGAGGAGCACAUUUUCAAACUGCAAACGCUGAAGCGCGGGAUCGCGAAAACUACCAUUGACGCGCCGAAGCAGAAGCGGUAUGUCAGCAACGACGACCUGCGGCGGCUGCUGCAGUACACGGACCCCUGGGGUGUGCAGUACAAAGCGUUCGGGUUUGGGCAGUGUCUCAAGAAAAACAUGAAUCCGGAAAGGAUUGCGUGGGGCGAGGGUGUGUAUUCCCGCGACUACACCGAACUGUUUUCGUCCAGCGACACGACUGCGGAGGCGGGUAGAGGACAGAAUCAGGAUGACGUCGGGGAAGGUGGGGCGGCUGCAGGUAAUGACAAUAAACUAAAUCAAGAUCGACUACAUGAAGAUGUGACAGCAGAUGCAGACGCUUCAACUACACUUGAGGUUCUUGUCGAGGACGUUGUGCAAAAGGACCAUCAGAUGAAGAUCUUCAUCACAACCCGAGAAUUGCUGCUUCUUUGUGGCCGGAGGUGCUGUUUGCUCGUCCUCCUGGUAUCUGCUUUGAUUUCGUUCUGUACUGCAUGAAAACUUCUACCAACUUCCACUUCAUCACUUCAUCAGGUGAGACUGAGAACGACAGCAAAGACUUUUUCGGCGGCGGAGCAACAGCAACAGCAAGUGGCGCUGCAUCCUCCGCAUCCUCUUCUUCCACCACAGCUGGAAAGAACGCCAAUUUUGCGGCCGGCUCUGGUACUACACCAGCGGCCCCUCCGCAAGGAGCCGGAGCUUCUGGCUCUGCCGGCGCUCCGGCGCCGGAAUCCUCUGCAGGCUGUGGCGCGGGACAAGAUGACAGAGAUGGGUUUGCUGGAAACAAAAGCGCGUCCUGUACAGGGCGGGAGGAACAAGAUAGUACUGGCCGCGGAACAAGCUUUCACCAUAGUAGAUACGAAACUCCCCAGCAAGAUGAACCGGAGGCCGAGCAGAGCAACGAUGCAGAUGCCGAUGACGCUGGAGAAGGCUCUUCCGAGGAGCGAACGGACCGCGAAAGCGAGACUGUCACCUUCACCGCAUGGGCCGAUCUUGGGUAUGCGGUGCACCAGGAGACGAAGGACCUGGCGGAACAGUUCACCACCAUCUUUCAGCCGGUAUGCAAUGUGAAUUUUCCGUACAGCGACCGUUACACCUACUUACUACAAAAUGCAUGUUUCAAAUUUCGCCAACUUACACUUACAACAUGCCACCUGUCAUGCUGAAUAGGAAUGAAGGAACAUUUUUUCAUACGGAAACCGCGUUUGUACAACAUGUAGAUGUACGGAAAAUUUCCUAUGGAUAAGCGGCAGAGUCGGACAACGAGGAAGAGUCGGAGUACAAAUACAAGGAGGACCGGGACAAAUUUGUGAAGAACCUGAUUCGCAAAUACCACCCGGAUAAGAACCCGAACCGCGACGAAUGGGCGAAGUCGGUAACUCAGUGGCUCAACGAGAACCGGGAGAAGUUUCUGAGCAACGCCCCACCAAGGCCGGUCGGUGAGUAAAAGGAAACGCAGUAGUAGAGCUCCUGCUAACUACUUGUUUGUAGCCGGCAAAGACAACAGCGACACGGUGAGAAUUAAAUCAUUUCAAGAACAACAAGUAGACUCACACUCACUGUGGUUGUAUCAUUGUGCGGUCCCGAAUCCAUAUUUCGUCGAUUUGUGUUAGAGUUUGUCUCGUUGCAAGAAGAACCAUCAUCAUAUGCAAAGUGUAGUACAUUGCGGGUAUUAUCGCGCCAGGUUGGUCGUUCUUCGGAUGAUUCCAGAUGCAUUUUUUUCACUAUGAGAAUCAUGCAGUGAGACGCUCGCUCUCUCAUAGUUUGCUGCAAAGAAAG
Molecule: messenger RNA, 4996 nt
Organism: Amoebophrya sp. A120
Lineage: Eukaryota; Dinophyceae; Syndiniales; Amoebophryaceae
Source: the annotation of a GenBank genome assembly